Molecule: messenger RNA, 1350 nt
Organism: Thecamonas trahens ATCC 50062
Lineage: Eukaryota; Apusomonadida; Apusomonadidae
Exons: 2
Coding region: 1-1350 (449 amino acids)
Source: RefSeq, a predicted model, not a curated record
AUGGCGCGUGAUGGGCUGGCGGCAUGGGCAAGGAAGACCGGUCGGCUUCAGCGGGGAAAGGCGCGGCUGGAGGCACACAUUGUGGAUGAUCACAACGAUGUGCUGCAGUACAUCUACCGGGCUAUCGGGCGGAAGAAGCUUCCCACCUCGGGCAUCACCCUGGUCCACUUUGAUUCGCAUCCCGAUGCUGGUCUGCCCAUGGAGCUACGGCCGGAGACAGUGGCUCGCCCAGCCGCGCUCUUUGAUGCAGUCUCCAUCUCAGAGUUCAUCAUGCCCGCUGUCUACUCGGGCUACCUCUCGCACUUUGUCUGGAUCAAGCCGCCGUGGGCCAAGCAGUUUGUGGAGAUGCCGCCGGCUGUGCUGUACAAUCCGGCCACUGGCGCUGUCGAGGCCAACCCGGAGCACGAUCCGGGCACCGAUCCGGCCACUGCCAACACCUCGUUUGUUGCAUGGGUAGGUGAGAACGCAGAAGGCGUCCUCCGCAUCGGCUGCGAGAAUUUGUACUUUGACGACGUCUCCGCCCCGCGCGACGAGCUUGUCAACGCUAAGCCCGUCCGCAUCGACGUUGUCUCGCUCCCAGCUCGCCCAUGCUCCGCCGAUCACGACCACUUGCUCCCGGUCAACACUGUCGAUAUUGAGAUGACAUCUGCCGUCGUCGUCGACGUCUGCCUCGACUUUUUCAACGUUGCAAACCCGUUUCUGCUCGACUACGACCGCGACUACGGGCCGGGCACCUUUGCUGUCUUCCAAGCGGUUUGGGACUAUGACACCCGCCGCUGGGACACUGCAAAGCGCCGGACAUGCUUUGAGCUCUUUAACCAUGGUAUCAAGCGCCUCGUUCGCGAUCGCAUCUACCGCAAGCCCAACGAUGUGUUCUGGGACGAGGUCGUCGCUCUCGGCCUCCCUGACCUCUACGCAGACACCUAUGGCGGCGACAUCGAGCCGGUCUCAGGCCUCUACGCCCUCUUCCGCGAGACCCUGCUCCGCAUGGAGGCAUCGAGCGCAUCGACGCUGCCCACGUCUUCGGUCGCCUCUUAUCCGCCGGUGUCCGCCGCAGACUCGAACGAUCCAGACGGCUUCGCCACCUUUACUCCGGACCUCGACUGGGAGGACGUCCUGCUCUCCGGCGAGAUGCACGACCUGCCGCAUGCGCUCGUUACCCGUGACGAGAUGGAGCACUUGCUCUCCGGCAUGGCGCACUUUUUGGCCCGCCCCGAGCUCGCUUCGCCUUCCCUCAUCACCAUGGCCCGCUCCCGCGACGACGGCUACACCCCUGGCGCUUCGUCGCUUGUCGAGUGGCUGCAGACCAGAUCGCUCGACGUGCUCGCGGCGCAGCUCGCCCUCACCUAA